AAAAGGGACCGGCAAAGAUUUGGAAUGGUAGAAAUCUGCCUUCCACUGUAUAUAAUUAGAACAUUUGGAUCUUCCGCUCAGAUUUAUUAUCGGCGAAGGGAAGACUUCCUUUCUACGGAGGGGAGAGCUUUAAUCGGAGCUCUCGAGAGAACUUCAGGUUUUUUACCAUAAGGGACAGCAAUGCCGCCGUUUUUGUCAACCUCGAAGUUCGUUAAGUCCUUAAUUUCGCGUAGAGGUGCUAUCGGGCAUGUGAUCAAAUAUACAAGGUGCAACGACGAGCUGUGGAAAUAUCGAAACGUUCGACAUUUAAGGUGUAUUCCCGGAGCUGGGACCUCAUCGAUUCAUAGAUUGUUCGAUCAGGAUCAUAAGAUUCUUUCGGGGAGUUUCCGUGAUAGUGGUGCUGUACAAUUGAGGCGAUUUCUUGGUUGUGGAGACGGGGAAGAGGGCGGCGUUCUAUCCAAAGUUUAUGAGGAGAGGCGCGUAAUGGGGUAUUCUCCAGAGCAGUUAUUUGAUGUAGUUGCAGCGGUAGAUUUGUAUCAUGAUUUUGUUCCUUGGUGCCAGCGGUCAGAGAUCCUCAAAAACUAUCCCAAUGGAUCGUUUGAUGCUGAACUGGAGAUUGGCUUUAAAUUUCUUGUUGAGAGUUACACUUCACAUGUAGAGAUACACAGACCAAAGUCUAUAAAGACUACAGUAUCUCAAAGCUCUCUUUUUGACCACUUGAUAAAUAUCUGGGAGUUCAAUCCGGGACCAGUUCCAGGGACUUGCAACCUUUACUUUUUAGUAGAUUUUAAGUUCCAGUCACCACUUUAUCGACAGGUGGCGUCAUUGUUCUUUAAGGAGGUCGUCUCAAAACUGGUCGGUUCAUUUAACGACCGCUGCCGUUUGAUAUAUGGACCAGGGGUUGCAGUCCUCGAAAAUUCAUACAGCCAAAGAGCUUGAAAAUUCGUCAAUUUUUUAGUCAGAUGUAUCAUUAGAUUGAGGAGAUUUAAUGAUAGUCAAGUUAGAAUGUUGGAAUCCCCCAAAAGAGAGCAGAGAAAGGGAGUUAGGGGGGAAAGGGGAUCACAAAUUUGAUUGAUUAAUGGUAUACCUUAAAAGGACAUCUUAAUCAUUUGGCUUCCUUAAAAUAGCGUUUCUGCAUUUUUUUUUUCUUUCUUUCUUGUUCUUGGCUUUGUUCUCUCUCUCUUUUUUGGUCUAAAAUUUGGAGUAAAAUUGGACAGCUUCGCGAA
Molecule: messenger RNA, 1226 nt
Organism: Momordica charantia (bitter melon)
Lineage: Eukaryota; Viridiplantae; Streptophyta; Magnoliopsida; Cucurbitales; Cucurbitaceae
Product: Polyketide cyclase / dehydrase and lipid transport protein
Biological process (GO): cellular respiration
Cellular component (GO): mitochondrion
Molecular function (GO): ubiquinone binding
Source: RefSeq, a predicted model, not a curated record